Molecule: messenger RNA, 3654 nt
Organism: Conger conger (European conger)
Lineage: Eukaryota; Metazoa; Chordata; Actinopteri; Anguilliformes; Congridae
Gene: map3k14a
Product: mitogen-activated protein kinase kinase kinase 14a
Exons: 16
Coding region: 154-2742 (862 amino acids)
Biological process (GO): protein phosphorylation; positive regulation of canonical NF-kappaB signal transduction
Molecular function (GO): ATP binding; protein kinase activity
Source: RefSeq, a predicted model, not a curated record
GCCAGCAGGAGAGCAGACUGAGCACAGAGCCAGAGCGAGAGAGGCGGAAGAGGAACGGAGGUAGAUCUCUCACUGAAGUUUGAAAAAUCUUGUAAGGAAUACCAAAGAAAAGACCACCUGCUUUCAUUUCCUUGGGCUACUGAGGAACAAGCGAUGAACAUGCAGAGGAUUUUCAACUCCACCACCCCAUUCAAGGAGCUGAAGGGUGGCUCAGUGCUGGGGUACCAGUGCCCAGGGGAGGAGACAAGCUCCAAGUGGAUGGAGGGAAAGCAGGACCUGACGGUUCCCUCGGUCAGGUUGCUGCUAACGCACGGCUCCGCCAAGCAGGUGUGCGCCGGGGACCAGGAGAUGGAGAAGCGCUUUCACCUGUCCAUCAUCGCCCAGGCCAGUGAUGGACCACAGGAGUUCACCCCCACCAGGACAGAGCACAGCUUCAUCAGAUCUGUCUUCAUUAACAAACACAGGCCCUUUGUGGGGCACCACGGAUUGCACAACAAUGUGGCUUGCCCAAUGGCCCGGGAGGAGGACCGUCCGGCACCAGAGAACUCUCAACCGCAGAAGAGGCGCAGGAGACAGAGGAGGAGAAGGCGUAGGGAGAAUGAGCAAGAGGGAGAGAGGGAGAGGACGCAAUCGGUAGUCCCAGAGCAGGAGAGCAGCAGCUCCUACAGCCUUGAGCGUGUCCAGAAAGAGGCGCUAGAUAGCGACAGCUUAGGGGUGCAGGAGACCGAGUCGCCAGGAUCGGUGGAGCCCGAAUUACUCCUGCCCUGCUGCGAUGAGCUCCCUCUGGGCUUCCUACACACCACCUUGACCUGGGGGAGCCCCAGCCUCUCCCUAUGCAGCCAGGAGAGUGGGUCAGACUCCAACCUCGACCUGGAGGUGUGUGAGCUGGGGGUGAAGGCUCUGCGGGGCUCUGUCAGCCAGGAGGAGCGGUGCUUCGCUGCCCCCCUCUUUAAAGCGCUGGAAAUGGAGGCUGCGGAAGAGAAGGAGGGCGAUUCCUACGUCAACGAGGGCAUCCUCUUCCACCCUGAGGAGAAACUCCAGGCGAAAGACUUUGAAUACAGAGAGGGUCAAGAAUACACCCGGCUUAACCCCAUCCAGAAUGGAUCUUUUGGGGAUGUUUACCGCAUGCGGGACAACAGUACCGGAUUCACGUGCGCUGCCAAAAAGAUACCCUUGAACCUAUUCUGCAGCGAGGAGGUGGGCUCGUGGAGUGCCCUGAAAUCCCCUUGGGUUGUGGAACUCUUUGGCGUUGUCCGAGAGGGCCCAAAUGUCACCCUCUUCAUGGAUCUCAAAUCAGGUUCACUUGGUGGGCUGCUGAAAGACAGAGGCCGGUUGCCAGAGGACCUGUCUCUGCACUACCUCUGCCAGGUUCUGGAAGCACUGAAGUACCUCCACAGCCGACGAGUCUUGCACAUGGACAUCAAAGCGGACAAUGUGCUACUUUCAGAGGAUGAGAAGGACAUAUUUCUCUGUGAUUUUGGACACUCUGAGAGACUGGACCUGAAUGGGCAGAGCACCAAAGUCUACCGAGGAGAAGGGUUCCAGGGCACAGAGACCCACAUGGCUCCAGAGGUGGUGAAAGGAGAGUGCCAUUGUGACAAGGCAGAUGUGUGGAGCAGCUGCUGCAUGUUACUGCACAUGCGGAAUGGAUGCGACCCCUGGACCCGCAACUACGCCCAUCCACUGUGCCUCAAGAUUGCCAAUGAGCCACCGCCUCUAAGUGAGAUCCCUUCCGACAGCCACCCGUACACUGUGGACAUCUUUACCGCGGGACUGCAGAAGGAUCCAAAUAUAAGGGCUUCAGCCGCUGAGCUUAAGGAGAAAACCACUAGAGCCUUGAAAGAGGUGGGCGGACUCACCAGCCCCGUGAGAGGAGCCUAUCAGGAGCCAGUGAGCAUCAGGUCUGCUCAGAGGCGUGCUGUGAGGUCCAGGUCCAUCCCCUCGCCCCCUCGCACACCCAGCCCCGCCCCAUCGGCGGAGGCGAGGCCGGAGCAGAGGCUGCUGUGGGUGAGCCCCUGGAGAGAGAACGCCCACCACGAGGAGUACAGUGAAGACGAGGAGGAGGAGUAUGAGGAAAAUGAGGAGACUGGGGGCGAGGAGGAAGAUGACACGGAGUGGGAGACCUCACUCAGCGAGCGCCUUCGGCCUUCCUUAGCCUGUCGCUCCAGACAUGAGAAAUGGGAGCAGGUAGACAGUGCCUCCACAGUGUCAGAGCAGGAGCUGAAGAAGCUGAGCAGAGUCUUAAUCCUCGAUAGCCUGUCCCAGCCACACUCCCCUGAAGUGCUGCUUUCCUGUCUGAGCAAUGACUGCCCCGACCAGAGAGACCCUGUGGACAAGGACUCUGCCCGCUGGUCCAUGAACAUGCAAGAUGACCUCAGCUCUGGCGUCUUCUCUUACAAUAGCCAGACAGACGGACAGAGCUUCAACAUGGACUUGCUGCUGCCUGUGCAACAUACACCUUCCCGCUGCUUUGCGGGGGUGGACGUGUGGAUCGAGAACUUUGACGGCCAGCGCCUGCGAAUCCGCGAGAGACCCAAGGUGAAGGUGGGCCACGUCGCCAUCGGGAUCAGCGAGCAGAUCUCAGAGACGGCAUUCAGCCUGGAGGCGCUGGAUGGGCAGCAGGUGUCCCAUGAUGAGGAGGUGCAGGAUCCGGGCCUGUUCCUCCGCUGCACCCCCGCCCCGGAUGGCAGCCCCCGCUGGCAGUGGAGGAUCAGAGAGGGGAGGCUGGAGGUGCGCGAGUGACUCAAACUUCCAUCAGUGCGCUCAACUCAAUCAGCUGCUGUUUUACAACAAAAGACUUAUUUUGCGAUGCCUACGUCUAAGUAGAGGACUUCCUUUGGAGGAAUAUUUCUGAGGAAGACACUGAAAACACUGUUGACUCCACAAUAGAGGCCAUUUUCAGUGACGUGACCCAGUUUUAUAUCUGUGAGAAUGAUGAUGGUGAUAUUGUCAUAAAAUGUGAAAGGGAAUUUGUCCAGUGUUGUGGCUGCGGCUCCAUUGUCUUUCUAACUGCACAAGCCACAACUACAAUAAUCCGUAUCUAGUCAAAACAGAACAUUUUUUCAGUGAGAAGAAAAGCUUCCACUUUCACUGUGUUUCAGCUUCUGUAACUUUAUGUGAGUAAUUCUGACUGACACAAAGGGCUACCUUUCAGAAGACUAUGCCUGUAGUCAAAGGGGUUCAAGAAUAGUAACUAUUUCAUUUUGGGUAUGUCAUUUUCAACCUUCAGUUCUGUUUUUUUCAAAUUUAAGUGCACUUAAAGCAUCCUACCUAUGAAAUGCCAUGGAACAUGUUAAAUGCCUAUGGGCAUGUGACAUAAAGGGGGGGCAGGCAGGGGAGGAAGCAGGUGAAGAGGAGGGGUAGGUACAGGCAGCCAUCUUGUGUUUCACUACAGUAGAGCUGAUGACAGUGAGGUCGCAUGCCUUGUGGUAAAAAGGAAAAAUUAAAGGAUUUGCUGAUUCUCCUGGUCAGCUCCUGGUGCAAAAAUGAGUUGGGCUGUUUGGUCUGUUUCUCCUCCAUAUCUCUCCACUGCCUGCUCUACCAUACUACUGUAUUCGACUACCACUGUCUUUAUAAAGUCAUCAGGGACACUUUUAAAUUCACUGUGUACAAGCCGUUGUUGUGUGGCUGCAUUAAAAUAAUAUCACAAUACUG